Pneumocystis murina B123 is the source of this 1077-nucleotide messenger RNA. RefSeq names its product 18S rRNA biogenesis protein RCL1. Lineage: Eukaryota; Fungi; Ascomycota; Pneumocystomycetes; Pneumocystales; Pneumocystaceae. The transcript is spliced from 4 exons. The coding region runs from base 1 to 1077 and encodes 358 amino acids. Gene Ontology annotation, molecular function: RNA endonuclease activity. Gene Ontology annotation, cellular component: nucleolus. The record is from RefSeq and is a predicted model, not a curated record. Gene Ontology annotation, biological process: ribosome biogenesis; endonucleolytic cleavage of tricistronic rRNA transcript (SSU-rRNA, 5.8S rRNA, LSU-rRNA).
AUGGCAACUCAAAUUCUUCGAUUUCAAGGCCAUGAAUAUUUUACACAAAGAUUAAUACUAUCUUUAUUAAGUAAAAAAAUGAUACGAAUUGAAAAGAUCCGUUCUGAUGAUACAAAUCCUGGCCUUCGAGAUUAUGAAAUUUCAUUUCUUCGUUUAUUGGAAACAAUUACAAAUGGUUCGCAAAUUAAUAUUUCAUAUACAGGCACAAUUAUUUUAUUUAAACCAGGUCAAAUUCAUGGAGGAAAAUUUACUCAUGAUUGCGGAACAUCGAGAUCGAUAGGAUAUUUUCUUUUACCAUUACUUAGCAUUUUGCCAUUCUCAAAAAUACCAUUUGACUUAACAUUUACUGGCUUAACUGUUGAUAAUUAUGAUGUUGGUGUAGAUAUAAUUCGAACAAGUAUUCUUCCAAUUAUGCGUAAAUUUGGAAUAAAUGAUGGACUCGAACUUCGAAUUUUAAAACGGGGUUCUUCGCCUCUUGGAGGUGGUGAAAUUCGUUUUAUAUGUCCAUCUAUUCGUGCACUUUGUACAGUUCAUCUUUUAUCAUCUGGACGAAUAAAACGUAUUCGUGGAGUUGCUUCAUCCACAUGUGUAUCUCCUUCUAUUGCUAAUAGGCUUGUUGAAUCUGCGAGAAGCAUACUGAAUAGAUUUAUUCCUGAUAUAUUUAUAUAUACAGAUGUUCGAAAAGGAGAAGAAUGCGGAAAAUCUCCAGGAUUUUCUUUAUCACUUGUUGCUGAGUCAAAUACGGAAUCUUUAUAUACAAGUGAAUUGUCAGGAGAAGCAGGAGAUAUUCCUGAAGAUAUAGGUAUUAACUGUGCCAAAAUUUUAUUGUCGCAAAUCCUAAAUGGAGGUUGCGUUGAUAACAUUGCAUGUAAAUAUGUUCUUCUUGGAAUGGUUUUAGGGUCGGAAGAUGUCGGACGCAUAAGAAUAUCUAGAAAAAUUGAUGAACACUUAGUAGCAUUUUUAAGAGAUGUUAAAUUAUUUUUUAAUAUAGAAAUGAGAUUUAUUCCUAGUGGAAAUGAAAUAAUAGUAAGCUGUAAGGGUAUAGGAUAUACUAAUUAUAAUAAAAUGGUCACUUAA